Molecule: messenger RNA, 1719 nt
Organism: Acytostelium subglobosum LB1
Lineage: Eukaryota; Evosea; Eumycetozoa; Acytosteliales; Acytosteliaceae
Exons: 4
Coding region: 1-1719 (572 amino acids)
Biological process (GO): sphingomyelin catabolic process
Molecular function (GO): sphingomyelin phosphodiesterase activity
Source: RefSeq, a predicted model, not a curated record
AUGGCAAUCAACAACAAAUUGGUGAUUGUAACACUGUUGUUGUCAGUGUGCUUUGUGGCAACAUUGAUCAAUGCUCACGAGAGUUUGGAUCAAUCCAUCAUUGAAAGACUACACAAGAUAAGUGUAAAGGGUACUGAGAAGAUCUCUUGUGAUCUCUGUGAAGUCGGUGCCACUCUACUCAAAGGUUAUCUCGAGAGAAACGCAUCAGUUGAGGAGGUUGUUAAGGGUGCCACUGACAUCUGUAUUGCCUUGAAGAUUGAGUUGCCAGAUGUCUGCGAGGGUAUCAUGUUUGCUUACGCCCCAAUCGUAUACGGUGUUGUCCUCUCCAACGACAUUAACCCAGAGGAUCUUUGCAGCAAGCUUAGAUUCUGUAAGACAAAGGAGACUAUUAUGAACCAUUAUAAUGAGAUGGGAGAGUUGUCAAUGAUGACUGCAAAGACUUUGAGUGUAAAGACUCCAAGUGUUGACUUGUCUCACCAGGUGCCACGUAUGCCAAAGGGAUUCUCGGGCAAUGGAUACAUUCUCCAGUUGACAGACAUCCACUUUGACCCACACUACGUCGAGGGCUCCAACCCCAACUGUGGCAAGCCACUCUGUUGCCGCGACGGCACUGGUGACGCUGGCUACUUUGGCCACUACCUCUGUGACAUCCCCCAGCGCACCGUCAAGCUGAUCUUUGAGCAGAUCCUCGAGAUCAACAAGACCAUGCCAAUCGACGUCAUCUUGUUCACUGGUGACAACCCCCCACACGACGUCUGGAUGCAGAACGAGACCAAGCAGAUCUCGUCCACCCAGGUCAUCAUGGAGAUGGUGCAGCAGUACUUCCCCAACACCAUCAUCUUGCCCACCGUUGGCAACCACGAGUCGUGGCCAUCUGACGAGUUCAUCCUGCCAAACAAGCAGUGGCUGCUCGACACCAUCCACGAGGCCUGGACUCCAUUCCUCGCCCAAGACGAGCUCGAGAGUGUCAAGAAGUCUGGCUACUACACCAUGUUGCUGCAGCCUGGUCUGCGUGUCGUCUCGCUCAACUCGUUCGACGCCGACAACAUCAACUUCUACAACCUGUUGGUGCACUCCAACAUGAACAAGCCAAACAACCAGACCGACUGGCUCAUCGACGUGCUUGCUCAGUCCGAGGCCAACAACGAGAAGGUCAUGAUCAUUGGUCAUAUCCCAUGCACCCUCAAGUCUGGCACCCUCGAUGUCUGGUGUGAGAUCUACCAAAACAUCGUCGAGCGCUACUCCUCUGUGAUCACCGCUCAGAUCUACGGCCACACUCACUAUGACCAGCUUGUACUGUUCUCUGACGUUGCCACUCACACCAAGCCAACUGGCAUGAACUACGUGGCACCCAGCAUGACCACCUACCAGAACCACGAGCCAGGCUUCAGAAUCUACGAGUUCAACUACGACACCAACGAGAUGGUCAACUACUACCAGUUCCACACCAACCUCACCCAGGCCAACGUCGUCGGCAACCUCACCGUCCAUCUGGCCUACAGUGCCAAGGAGUACUACGGAAUGCCCGACCUGUCCGUCCAGUCAUGGUGGAACCUCGGCCAGCAGAUCUCUACCAACACUGCUCAGUUCAACAACUACUACCGCUACUUGGUCAACUCGCCAGUCCUGAAGGCAUGCGAUGCCAACUGCCACAAGUCCUGGGCCUGUGAGAUCUAUGGUGUCACCUCUCAGCUGUUUGACAAAUGUCUUGGAGUGUAA